Molecule: messenger RNA, 865 nt
Organism: Calliphora vicina (urban bluebottle blowfly)
Lineage: Eukaryota; Metazoa; Arthropoda; Insecta; Diptera; Calliphoridae
Gene: AANATL7
Product: Arylalkylamine N-acetyltransferase-like 7
Exons: 3
Coding region: 3-644 (213 amino acids)
Molecular function (GO): N-acetyltransferase activity
Source: RefSeq, a predicted model, not a curated record
UAAUGGAGUACAAAUUAAUAACCGAAGAUCGUUACGACGAUGUUAUACGUCAUUUGAGAGACAACUUUUUCGCCGAUGAACCUCUCAACAAAGCUGCUGGCCUAUGUCGUCGUGGCAUGGGACACAGAGACUUGGAGCAUCAUAGCCUGGAGACCUUAGAGGAUAAUUUAAGUUUAAUGGCAGUAAAUGAAAACAAUGAGAUAGCUGGUGUCAUUUUAAAUGGUAUUUUACAUCCGGGUGAUAUAGAAAGUUGCCAAAAGAAAUUGGAACUAAAUGAUGAUGAAAAAUUUAAAAAAAUAUUCAAACUUUUAUAUUCAUUAAAUUUGAAAGAGAAUAUCUUUAAACAUUUUCAUGUAGAUAAGGCGUUUGAUGUACGCAUCUUGUCGGUGGAUAGUUUGUAUAGAGGCCAGGGCAUAGCCAAGGAAUUGGUUAAACAUAGUGAGGCUAUAGCCAAAGAAUAUGAAUUUAAGCUAAUGAAAGCCGAUGCCACUGGCAUAUUUUCCCAAAAGAUCUUAAAAUCUAGUGGUUUCGAGGUAUUACUGGAGCAGUACUAUAACAAACAUGUGGAUGAAUUUGGCCAGCCUAUAUUAAAAGUUGAAGCUCCUCAUAUUAAAUUGCAAUUGCUUUAUAAGCUAUUAAAUUAAAUUUUUAGUUAGUUUUUAAAUCAGUUUCUAUUUUCAAAAUGAAAAUAGAGCUUGGUUUUUUUUAAUAAAAGUUCCAAAGUUAAUGUUACUAUUUUAUAUACCAAAAGAAAGCGUAAAAUUAAUAUAUUAAAAUUAAAAUAAAUUAAAAAUAACCCAGUCCAUAUAAAUCAUAUAGUUUGUGCUAGAUUUAAGACAAUAAUUUAAACAAUAAAGGGGUAUAU